Stomoxys calcitrans (stable fly) is the source of this 1038-nucleotide messenger RNA. RefSeq lists its product as uncharacterized. NCBI's taxonomy places the organism in Eukaryota, Metazoa, Arthropoda, Insecta, Diptera, Muscidae. The coding region runs from base 1 to 1038 and encodes 345 amino acids. The transcript is spliced from 3 exons. The record is from RefSeq and is a predicted model, not a curated record.
AUGCGACAAGUGCGGAAUUGGAUUUUUUUAGCUGUUUUCAUUGCCUUCUUCGGUGUGGGUGUGAAAAGUCAAAAUUCAUCAUUAACCUCCACCUUAAGGACUCCGGUGGAACGUGUAUUUUCGCGUCGAAAGAGAUGGCUGCUUUUCCCCAGGGGGGCUCAGAUAAAGUUUACGGUGUCGGUGAGCAAACGUUUAUUGGCCUUAUAUCCCAGAGGCCUUAAUUUUGUAAUUGAAGCUGCGACCUACUAUCCGCUUCCCUCGGCGCGAAUCGAUUUAAUACCAAAACGCCUGCGAAAGCCCACUACCAAGGCUCCCAUGCCCAGUGGACCGACUCGUUUAAAUCUUAUCGGUAUACCAGGAUCCCUCAUAAAGUACAGGGCUAAACCUGCCACAAGAGCACCAAUGGUGCAGCGCAUAGACUACAAUGCCUCGUCCUUGCAAUGGUUGCCUCCGAGUGUGGCAAGAAUUCCACCAAACCCCCCACCGAAAUGGAUCAAAUACCACAGACCGGAGUAUUUGCACAGAUAUCAAUGGACCCCCCAGAAGCAUCAAAAGUAUGUGGAGAAGUAUGCAAAACCAAGAUAUCCAGCAACCAAAUGGCACAACCGGAGGACGUAUUUCAACAAGCCAGGGCAUUGGAGUCGUUAUGGCAGAGAUAUUGAAUUGAAUCACGAACUUCAUGGUUGUUGUGAUGAGGAGGACACAGAUGAGUUUGUGGAUUCUCCUCACUAUGUUAACUACAGGAAUCGCAGGGAUCUGUUUGGGCACUUUGAGGGACUGAGCAAAAUUUUGGGCAUCGAUAUGAAAACCUGCAUCAUGAGAGCCAUGUGUGAUAGCAAGCGAUUUUUAAUGCCACCCGGAUACUCAUUGUUCCAUGAUAUUUUAAGGAUAAUACUCACUUUUCCCACAAUAAAUGGUCUACAGGAUGACUACUCGCGUAUGAUGAAAGCGGAUUUUGAGACAUGCGAUGCAUUUCUGCAAAAUAAAUGUCCCAUUAGUCUCUUGGAUUGGCUGUUAAGUUCAAAGCGCUCAUUGUGA